GGGACUCGACUGUGCCCUCCGGAGCGACUACCGGUGUCCCUGCGGCGCCGGACUGGUGCGCCGAGGGUCCGCGGCGGCUGUCGCUGUUGCAUGUGUGGCUGCUGGAUGCGGAGGCGGCGGCGGCGGCGGCGGCGAGGAGCAGCAGCAGCGGCGGCAGGAUGUUAGGGCAGCAGCAGCAGCAGCAGCAACUGUACUCGUCGGCCGCACUCCUGUCCGGGGAGCGGAGCCGGCUCCUCACCUGCUACGUGCAGGACUACCUCGAGUGCGUGGAGUCGCUGCCCCACGACAUGCAGAGGAACGUGUCUGUGCUGCGAGAGCUGGACAACAAAUAUCAAGAAACAUUAAAGGAAAUCGAUGAUGUCUAUGAAAGAUAUAAAAAAGAAGAUGAUUUAAGCCAGAAAAAACGCCUGCAGCAGCAUCUCCAGAGAGCAUUAAUCAAUAGUCAAGAAUUGGGAGAUGAAAAAAUUCAGAUUGUCACACAAAUGCUCGAAUUGGUGGAAAACAGGGCAAGACAAAUGGAAUUACAUUCACAGUGUUUCCAAGAUCCUGCUGAAAGUGAAAGAACCUCAGAUAAAGCAAAGGUGGAUUCCAGUCAACCAGAAAGAUCUUCGAGAAGACCCCGCAGACAGAGAACCAGUGAAAGCCGUGAUUUAUGUCACAUGACAAAUGGGAUCGAAGACUGUGAUGACCAGCCACCCAAAGAAAAGAAAUCUAAGUCAGCCAAGAAAAAGAAACGCUCCAAGGCUAAGCAGGAAAGGGAAGCCUCCCCCGUGGAGUUUGCAGUCGAUCCCAAUGAACCGACAUACUGUUUGUGUAACCAAGUGUCUUACGGCGAAAUGAUCGGAUGUGACAAUGAACAGUGUCCAAUUGAAUGGUUUCACUUUUCGUGUGUUUCACUUACCUAUAAACCAAAGGGGAAAUGGUAUUGUCCAAAGUGUAGGGGAGAUAAUGAGAAAACAAUGGACAAAAGUAUGGAAAAGACAAAAAAGGACAGAAGAUCGAGGUAGUAAAGGCCAUCACAUUUUAAAGGGCUGUUUGUCUUUUAUAUAAUUUGUUCACCUUCAGAAAAUGUUUUAGGGUAAAUGCAUAAGACUAUGCAAUAAUUUUUAAUCAUUAGUAUUAAUGGUGUAUUAAAAGUUGUUGUACUUUG
Messenger RNA from Echinops telfairi (small Madagascar hedgehog), 1150 nucleotides. It is a transcript of the gene ING2, whose product is annotated as inhibitor of growth family member 2. The record is from RefSeq and is a predicted model, not a curated record. Gene Ontology annotation, cellular component: nucleus. Lineage: Eukaryota; Metazoa; Chordata; Mammalia; Afrosoricida; Tenrecidae. Gene Ontology annotation, biological process: positive regulation of DNA-templated transcription. Bases 159 to 1007 code for a protein of 282 amino acids. The transcript is spliced from 2 exons.